Messenger RNA from Cornus florida, 952 nucleotides. Its product is annotated as vacuolar protein sorting-associated protein 29. Gene Ontology annotation, biological process: intracellular protein transport; retrograde transport, endosome to Golgi. NCBI's taxonomy places the organism in Eukaryota, Viridiplantae, Streptophyta, Magnoliopsida, Cornales, Cornaceae. The record is from RefSeq and is a predicted model, not a curated record. The transcript is spliced from 4 exons. The coding region runs from base 165 to 743 and encodes 192 amino acids. Gene Ontology annotation, cellular component: endosome; retromer complex.
UCCAAAAUAAAAAAAUAAAAAUUGCUCAUGCGUGUUUGUAGCUCUUUCAUCAUCGAACGAGGAGGAGGUGGAGGUUUUCAAGAAAAGCAAUUGAAAAUAUUAUACGAAUUGUGAUGAAAUUUUGAGCAUUAGGUGGUUUAUGUAAACUAUUGGAGUAGAAGAGAAUGGUGUUAGUGCUGGCAAUUGGGGAUCUUCACAUCCCACACAGGGCACCUGAUCUACCGGCAAAGUUUAAAUCCAUGCUUGUUCCUGGCAAGAUCCAGCACAUCAUUUGCACAGGCAAUCUCUGUAUCAAAGAAGUUCAUGAUUACUUGAAGAGCCUUUGUCCAAGCUUGCAUGUUACACGAGGUGAAUAUGAUGAGGAUUCCCGCUAUCCAGAGACCAAAACACUUACCAUUGGACAAUUUAAGCUUGGGUUAUGCCAUGGUCAUCAGAUCGUUCCAUGGGGAGACCUGGACUCUCUAGCGAUGCUCCAGAGACAGUUAGAUGUGGACAUCCUUAUUAGCGGCCACACCCAUCAGUUCAAGGCCUACAAACAUGAGGGUGGCGUUGUCAUAAAUCCUGGGUCUGCCACUGGUGCGUACAGCAGUAUCACCUAUGAUGUGAACCCAAGUUUUGUGCUCAUGGACAUUGAUGGCUUGCGUGUUGUUGUCUAUGUUUAUGAACUCAUUGAUGGAGAGGUGAAGGUUGACAAAAUAGAUUUUAAGAAGACUGCUGCAGCCUCAACUCUUCCCGCGCAAUGACCAUGCUUCAGUGGCACUUGUUCUGUUCUCUCUAGGUAUAAAUCCAGUUGUAAUAAGAUGAACGAUAUAUGGUAGAUUUGGCACCAGUACAUUUCUCGAUUUUUUAUGAAGCAAGUAAGGGAGUCAUCACUGUAGUUAAUGCUUGAACAUUUUAUCUGUAAACAUAUAGCUUAUGGUCGUAGUUUCUUAACUUCUAUCAUUUUCUUUAA